CGUCCUGCUCAGAAGUGAGUCCACCAGAGAAGGAACGCAGCUCUUCCUCUACUCCUCCUCUUCUCCUCCUCCUCUGGAACCUCCCGUGUCGGACCCGCAGGAGGAAGAGGAGCAGCUUCGUGGAGAACCCGCUGCCGCUGCCACGCUCCGCUCCAUGGAUUGAUUGGUUUUGUUCUGGAGACGCAGACGAGGAGAGAGAAGUUUGCAGAAGUUUGUUCGCGCCUCGGCUCCGCUGCUGGUCUGGAUUUGAACACGAAGACCCGGGUCUGGUCUGUGGACGCGCUGCGGUCCUGCACGCACGGAUCUACUCGCUUCUUCUUCUUCUUGUGUGUCCGCGUUUCGCGCAGUCCCCUCUUGCGUCAUGACUUCAAGCUACGCGCACGUGAUGGACCGGCAAGCGACGCUGUCGAACCGCCUGGAGAGUCCGAUCACGUCCAACCUGGACACGCUGCAGGCCAAGAAGAACUUCUCCGUCAGCCACCUGCUGGAUCUGGAGGAGGCCGGGGAGAUGGUGGGCAGCCAGGCCGACGAGGGCGUCGGGGAGGCGGGGAGGAGUAUGCUGGAGUCCCCGGGGCUGACGAGCGGGAGCGACACGACCCAGCAGGAGAAUGAACAGAUGAACACGGAGGAGAAGAAGAAGAGGAAGCAGCGCAGGAACAGGACCACGUUCAACAGCAGCCAGCUGCAGGCUCUGGAGCGAGUGUUCGAGAGGACGCACUACCCCGACGCCUUCGUCCGGGAGGACCUGGCCCGCCGGGUCAACCUCACCGAGGCCCGAGUCCAGGUCUGGUUCCAGAACAGGAGAGCUAAGUUCCGCAGGAAUGAGCGCGCCAUGCUGGCCAGCAAGAACGCCUCGCUGCUCAAGUCCUACUCCGGAGACGUGACGGCCGUGGAGCAGCCGAUCGUACCGCGCCCUGCGCCGCGCCCCAACGACUACCUGUCCUGGGGCAGCGCCGCCCCCUACAGCUGGUAUCCGAUGCCGGAGGGGGGGCCAGUACGAGUACCACAGAAGAUGCUGCCCUCAGAGAACAACACCAUGGCCACCUACCCGCCCACCUGCUCCAACACCAACACGUCCCAGGGAAUGAACAUGGCCAACAGCAUCGCCAACCUGCGGCUCAAAGCCAAGGAAUACAGCUUGAACCAGGUGCCCACGGUCAACUGAGAGGAGGAGGGGGAGGCGAGGGGGCGCGGGACUCCCACGGCCGGACGCCGUCUCCGGGAUGAGCGUCAUCUCACGUGACCUGGAGGGCGGAGCCUCCCCUCCUCUCUGAUGGAGCCACCUGGCGUUCUACUCCACUUGUACCUGAAGGACACCACGCGGUGUCGGGAGUCUGUCCCCUCGUCCCCUUGUCUCUGGUCCCGGGCGCCACUGAACUCUUUGUCUAAAGGCGUCUUGUUUGGAAGUUGUAGCUGAAUAUCUGCGUAGUUUUACUUUUGUGAUUGUGACUGAGACGGAGGCGAGUUUCCCAAAGAUCUUUCCCUUUUCUACCCAGAGGUCAUUGCAUCGCCUGAGACUCAUGGACGGACACGUGGAUUUGUCUUUGUCCGUCUGCGGUGGAGAUAAAGACUCAAACCGGGAUCAACAACUCUCUUUUAUCCUUUUCUUUUUUAAAUCAACAACAAAGCGACAAGAACUCUCUCUGACAUUUAUGCAAACUUUUUUUAAAUAGUUGUUUUUUCACAUUUCUUUCCAUGUUAUACCACUGACAGUCAAACAUUUUCAUAUAAUAGUCCAAUAUAAAGGAGAAGCUAAUGUAUUUCUGAACCCAAACCAGAAGAUUCUCCUCAUUUCUUAUGAUAAUCCUUUAUCUGUAACAGAAUAAAAACUUGUAUAUGAAUAAAAUGCAUUUCA
Platichthys flesus (European flounder) is the source of this 1855-nucleotide messenger RNA. It is a transcript of the gene prrx1b, whose product is annotated as paired related homeobox 1b. Gene Ontology annotation, molecular function: DNA binding; DNA-binding transcription factor activity, RNA polymerase II-specific. Lineage: Eukaryota; Metazoa; Chordata; Actinopteri; Pleuronectiformes; Pleuronectidae. The transcript is spliced from 5 exons. Gene Ontology annotation, biological process: regulation of DNA-templated transcription. Bases 362 to 1165 code for a protein of 267 amino acids. The record is from RefSeq and is a predicted model, not a curated record.